Messenger RNA from Coccidioides immitis RS, 1908 nucleotides. RefSeq lists its product as uncharacterized. Bases 793 to 1692 code for a protein of 299 amino acids. NCBI's taxonomy places the organism in Eukaryota, Fungi, Ascomycota, Eurotiomycetes, Onygenales, Onygenaceae. The record is from RefSeq and is a predicted model, not a curated record. The transcript has 4 exons.
GUGAACUUAAGCAUUUUGGGAUAUUCCAAAUCAUCUCUUGAUUAUUCGAGGCACACACACUUUUGCAAAGCACUGAAAUUGAACUGGAGAUUGGGCAUCUGGGUGGUGCUGGAAGAGUCCUGCAUUCUUCAUCAAUGAUUCAAAGACACUUUUCCAUCUGCCUCAAUUUCUGGUGAUGAUGAACACAUGGAAGGUUCGGCAAAUGGCAUGAUGACCACAACCUUUUGACUGCGGAUCGACUGGUUAACCAGUGGGUUAUUGGAUGGGUCGUGCUAAGAUGGUUGCCGCCGGGCUUCGCCCUUGAACAGCGAGUGAGAUGCUUUCGCUGCAGUCGCUUGGUUUAGUGUGUGAUGAACAUGCAGCGACAGCCCCUGUUUCCUGCUGUUUAUUGGUUGGCGGGAAUCUGUGCAUCACCUCAACCCUUGCUCGCAGAACCGCUCCCCAGUCCCACAAGCCCAGCGAGUGCGGCGAUGAUGCUUGAACCAACCAAGAGAAGCAGCCAUCCCGGCCGUGAGGAGACCUCCUCCGACCUGCGCGCUUACGGAUAUCUGUCAAGCCAUGACAUUUCGUUGCCCCCAUCAAGCAGGAGGAGUCUGAAGUUAACUCUUGAUUUGCUAUCGUAUCGCAUGUCCUUUUAACGGCUGGCAACCCGCCCAGGAAUCUCAUUUCCUAGCCAGCUGGCCUGGCGUGAAGACUUCCACCAACGCUGACAGUUCGCAACCGAAUCUGGUUCGUCUGGGCUCUCGUCAGCGUAGCUGUCGAUUCCUCAGCGAACUCGCCCUUUCGCCCGUCAUGGGGAAGAUAAUGUGGUAUUUGCCGCGAAAAUAUAUUUCUCCGCUCGCAUUCAAGAUCCUGAUCGCUGUUGAGCUGCCGUUCACCGUGGCAGUCCUGGCUCUGUUCGGAAUCGCGUCUCCAAAUCUAUAUCGGACAAAACUCUGGCAAGAUGGCGCUGAUAACGGCUUCAAUAGUUCCCCGGAUGAAUUGGUUUACAGAUAUGCGAACUAUGAGCCGUAUACAGUUCCUCGGCCCUGGACCCAGUUUAUUACCAGUUUCAAUCUUGUGAUAUCGGUAUUAAGCAUGUUUUUCCUGCUAGUCAAAACACCAAUGUUUGUUCUACACGUCUUCUAUCCACCACUAUCCGUUCUCGUCCAUACUAUUUUGAUAGUGCUCUACUGUGUAUCCGCAGCAUGGCAGGGUGGGAAAGACACGAGCGACCCAGAGCAUCUUCAGUCCGGUCCUCCGUGGUAUAUCACCAAGAACUGCAACGUCGCAUCACAUCGGAAUAACAUCGGAUAUUGCAAACAGGCAAAGUCUGGAUUUGCUUGCACUAUUAUCUUGAUCGUUAUUUUCCUUGCUCAAUUCGUCCUUGCGGUAAUAUCGUGCCUUCCAACGGAAGAAACCCGAGAAAGACAGCGCGAAAAACGAGAGAAGCUAGAAACCCUCGCGGAACUCAAGUCCCUCAAAUCGCCGUGCUAUCCAAACUUUUACCAAGGCGAAAAUGGCCUACAGCCAAUCACUCCACGCACAAUGGCUUUCAAUCAGCUGGGAGGUGCAAAUGACCUUCCGUUGCGCGGUGAUACCACGAGUUCAUCCGUGACAACGUUGGAAGCUGCUAAGCCGGCACAGCCGAUGAUGUACUUUCCACCGCCGCCGAAGAAGGCUGCGGGCAAGGGGAAGGUUUCUUACGCUUAGCCGGAGGCCAGUACUUUGGCUGGGGUGGCCCCGGUUCUUUCGUCAACUCCUUGCAAUACCUGAAAUCUGCAAGAUUUAUUAACAACUCGACGGUUGGAUUUUCUUUUUAUGUUGUUUCGGAUAUUAUACGGCGCUGUUGUGCGCUAUGAUUUUGAUACCUGGUUUCUUGCUAUUUUGAUAAUUGGAUUGGGCUUGAUAUCCCCUUCGAGGUGCACA